AUGGAAUCAGGUGCCUUCACAGCCGCUCUGUUUAUCCUCUUCUUUCGCUCACCCUUAUCGCCGCAGUUUCGUCGUGAAUUCUCAGAUUUUAGGGCGUUCUACUGUGGCGAGAAAAGUGGUUCGAAGAUGAAUCAUUGUAAACUUCAGGAGAACGCCUUCAUGUCCCGUGACGAAUCCAGAGGAUCUGUUGUUUGCCCUAAGCCUCGUCGUGUUGGCAUUCUCGCCCACAACGUUGUUCGUUCCUUUAGAUUGCAUUCUGGUCAGUCAGAAUCAGGAGCAGCUGAUGUAUGUGGUGAUUCUAAAGCCGGUGCUGAUCUUUUGGACAUUAUUCGUAGAAAGGAAGAAACAUUAUCUGCUGUAGCUUCAUCACCUCCGUUUUUCUUCGGGUCUCCACCGAGCAGAGCAGCGAACCCGUUAGCUCAAGAUGCGCGGUUCGGCGACGAGAAACUCAACCCGGUCUCACCCUCGCUCUCACCAUUCCUCCCAUCUGCAUCUCCAUCUCGUGUCAAAGGAGUAGGAGGUUGUGGGAGAGUGAACUUUGGGCUGAAACCAGCAGCUGUUAGAGUAGAAGGAUUCGAUUGCCAAAACUCGAGCAUCCCUGCCAUGGCUUAG
Molecule: messenger RNA, 612 nt
Organism: Microthlaspi erraticum
Lineage: Eukaryota; Viridiplantae; Streptophyta; Magnoliopsida; Brassicales; Brassicaceae
Source: the annotation of a GenBank genome assembly